UACAAAGUCCAGGCCUGGGCGAGACACUCAAUGGUCGACGGCUGGAUGCGUCCCUGCGCAGCCUCCUGGUGAAAAGCAGCAUGUCCGUCGGUAGUGCAAAAAAGACCUGUGAGCCCACGAUGCAGCUGGACCGACUUCGCAAGCGGCUGAGAGCCGUGGCCUUCGGGGUCCUGCUUCUCCUUGUCCCGGGCCAGGGUGAGGCUCCGACGCGGGGCGGCAGGUACCGGGGCCAGGACUCUGCCAGCCCCGUGCGGACCACGCACACGGGCCAGGUGCGGGGGAGCCUCGUCCAUGUGAAGAACACUGAUGUGGGGAUCCACACCUUCUUGGGAAUUCCCUUCGCCAAGCCACCUCUAGGGCUGUUGCGGUUUGCGCCCCCAGAACCCCCGGAAUCUUGGAGUGGUAUAAAGGAUGGGACCUCCCACCCAGCCAAGUGUCUGCAGGACUUCGCUAGCGUGAAAAGAAUGACUCUGAAACUACUGAAUGUGACCCUGCCUUCUACCUCCAUGUCUGAAGACUGCCUGUACCUCAACAUCUACACACCUGCGCAUUCCCAUGAGGGCUCUAAGCUGCCUGUGAUGGUGUGGAUCCACGGCGGUGGCUUUGUCAUGGGCAUGGCUUCCACGUAUGACGGCUCUGCUCUGGCGGCCUUCGAGGACGUGGUGGUAGUCGUUAUCCAGUACCGCCUGGGUUUGCUGGGCUUCUUCAGCACUGGAGACAAACACGCAACUGGCAACUGGGGCUACCUGGAUCAAGUGGCCGCAUUACGCUGGGUCCAGCAGAAUAUCAUCUACUUUGGAGGCGACCCUGACCAUGUCACCAUUUUUGGCGCAUCUGCGGGUGGCAUGAGCGUGUCUUUGCAUGUUGUGUCCCCCAUGUCCAAAGGACUCUUCCACUGUGCCAUCAUGGAGAGUGGCGUGGCCCUGCUGCCCAACUUCACCGCCAACUCAUCUGACGUGGUCUCCACAGUGGUGGCCAACCUGUCUGCCUGUGGCCAGGUUGACUCAGAGGCCCUGGUGGACUGCCUGCGGCACAAGAGUGAAGAGGAGAUUCUGGCCAUCAGCAAGCCCUUCAGCAUCAUCCCUGGCCUGGUGGACGGGAUCUUCCUGCCCAAGCACCCCCAGGAGCUGCUGGCCUCUGCCGACUUGCACCCUGUCCCCAGCAUCAUUGGUGUAAACAGCGAUGAGUAUAGUUGGAUCCUCCCCUCGUUCAUGAACAAUUCUGACGCCCAGAAGGAAAUGGACAGAGAGACCAUAAAGGAUGACUUGCAGAAAAUAUCAAAAAUGAUGAUGAUGCCGCCUGAGUUUGGUGACCUGUUGAUGGAGGAGUACAUAGGGGAAAGUGAGGACCCCCAGACCCUCCGAAUCCAGUUCCAUGAGAUCCUGGGGGACUGCAUCUUCGUGAUCCCUGCACUCCAAGUAGCAAAGUUGCAGUGUUCCUCUGCCCCUGUCUACUUCUACGAGUUCCAGCAUCAGCCGAGCUUCUUCAGGGAUUUCAGGCCGAGCUAUGUGAGGGCAGACCAUGGAGAUGAGGUUCACUUCAUCUUCAGAAGCCUUUUCGGGAGCAGCCACAUCCAACUCACUGAGGAGGAGGAGCUGCUGAGCAGGAAGAUGAUGAAGUAUUGGGCCAACUUUGCUCGAAAUGGGAACCCCAACGGCGAGGGUCUGCCCCACUGGCCUGUGUUCAACCAGGAGGAGCAGUACAUGCAGCUGAACACGCAGCCUGCAGUGGGCCGAGCCCUGAAGGCCCACAGGCUGCAGUUCUGGACGAAGAUCCUACCCCAGAAGAUACGGGAGCUAAUGGAGGCCAAGGAGAAGCACACAGAACUGUAACUGCCUGCGUCUGGGGGGAGGGGGGUGGAGGGGUGGGCUUGAGUGUAGGUGGGGGUCUGCUGGAUGUGCCCACACACACCCAGUGAGGAGCCAGUAGUUUUUUCCUUCAUUCACAUAGCCAUUCAUUCAUUCAUUCAUUUGUCUACCCAUCCAUCCAUCCAGCAAACAUUGAAGAACCUACUGCAUGAUGUUCCCAAGCCUGCCAUGGGUCCUCUCUUGUUAGACACAAUCCAUAAACCCUCCCAGGAAGCUGGAUGAGCGAACCCCAAUGGAAGUUUACCUUCCUCAACACCCCACUGGGCCCUGGGCCCUAUCCUCCCUUCCUCACCUCCACUCCCACCCCACUCUCUUUCUCUUCUCCCUCUGAAGGAAGGUGCUUUGGGGCAUGUCGCCCACACUUGGCUCUCAGCAAGGCCCCCAUGCUUUCCAUCUGUAAAUGGCCAAUAGAAGCCUGGAUACCAGGAGCCUGGGAGCUCUGAGAUCUCAGCCCCACUGAGGCUCCCAACUACUAAGAAUGUAAAUGUCCCUGUCCCCACUCAUUGUCCCCCUAGAUUAAGUGUCGUCUAUCAUUGACAUUUAAACAACCUACUCAUUCACUUAUCAGUGUCCCACGGAGGUAACUGACGCCAUUUUUUGUAGGAACUCAGAGUGGGCUUGUCCAUGGGUCCCUGGAGCCUGGACCAGCUGCCCACUGGCCAGGAGAAGCAGGCAGGUUCCUCAGUCACUGCCUCCGGAAGUUUGUCUUCAUUCUCAGUGGUUCUGCAGACACUGUAGGGCCCAAGCUUUACAUGACUGUAGCACAUCCAUGGAGAUGUUUAUCUGUGGGAUGUUUCCUGGAAGUAGGAUUGAGGGGUCAGAAGAUCCAGGCAUAUCUAGGGGAAGAGACUCUUGUCGGCUGGCUCCCAAGGGCCUCUUCAUCCAGGGAGGUCUCCUCUUGCCUUUUAGAAUUCCCCUUGCUACCCUGCCCCCCUCCCCCACCCCCUCUGCUGAGCAUCACCCAACUCACCAAUUCACUGUGGGUAUCCACGUGAUUAGUUUUCCUACUUAUCUCAUUGUUUUCCCCAAACUUUUAUUCCCCCUGCACCAUCUCCCGCCCACAAAAAAACCCUAUCUUACAUUUUAUCUCAAUAUGUAGAGGUACCAGUUAUGUUCACUCUGCCUGUUUGUGCCACCAAAGCACUUUCUCUCUAUUAUUAAGAAGCUGUAUCCCUCUUCUCAUAGCUCCAGGACUCCCUAUCUCUGACCCUCUGGGCACCAGGUUUCCCAGGAGGAAGGUCCCCCUUCUUACUGCCCCACUAUAGAGCCUCCUGAAGUUGGGCUUGAAGGUUGGAGAUUCCUGCAUUGCCAACUAUGGCCACCAGAUGGCAGGCUAGCAUAACCUUAAGCUUGAGAUGACCAACUCUGGAGCCGGAAGGAGCUUUCCUUCCAAAGAACACUGCCUGGUCCUAAUGCUCCCCCCCCCACCCCCCCACCCCCGCAUCCUGAAAGCAUUUAUUGAGCACCUAUGGCAUGCAUGCCUCUGUUUUUCAGUACUGCAUAUGCACAGUAUACUUCCCAAAAGUGGAUUCCCAGAACUAAUUUUUAGGACUAGUUUUAGUUAAUCUUAUUUUUUUUAACAGCUUUAUUGUGGAAUAAUUUACAUACAAUCAAAUUCACCCAUUUUAGGUGUACUGUUUGAUAAAUUGGGAUAAAUGUAUAAGACAUACAACCACCAUCACAUCAAGUUUUAGGAUGCAUCCAUUGCUCAGAAAAGUUCCUUUAGGGACUUCCCUAGCGGUCCAGUUGUUAGGACUUCGCCUUCUGAUGCGGGGGGUGUGGGUUCAAUCCCUGGUGGGGGAGCUGGGAUCCCACAUGCCUCGUGGCCAAAAAGCCAAAACAUAAAAUAGAGGCAAUAUUGUAACAAAUUCAAUAAAGACUUUAAAAAUGAUCCACAUCAAAAAAAAAAAUCUUAAAAAAAAAAAAGUUCCUUUACGCCACUUUGCACUGCCCUGACCCUGGUCCCUCACAACCACUAAAUCGCUUUCUGUUGCUAUAGUUUGCCUUUUCUAAAAUGUCAUAGAAAUGAAAUCAUUCUUUUACCAGCUUCUGUCUCUUAGCAUAAUGUUUUUGAGAUUCAACUAGUAGUUCUCUUUUCUUGCUGAAUAGUAUUCCAUAUAUGACAUGCCACAUUUUAUCCAUUCAUCCAUUGAUGGAUAUCUGAGUGAUUUCUAUUUUUUGGUUAUUUUCAAUAAAGUUGCUAUGAACAUUUUCAGAUAA
Messenger RNA from Orcinus orca (killer whale), 4088 nucleotides. It is a transcript of the gene CES2, whose product is annotated as carboxylesterase 2. NCBI's taxonomy places the organism in Eukaryota, Metazoa, Chordata, Mammalia, Artiodactyla, Delphinidae. Bases 81 to 1832 code for a protein of 583 amino acids. The record is from RefSeq and is a predicted model, not a curated record. Gene Ontology annotation, molecular function: carboxylic ester hydrolase activity. Gene Ontology annotation, cellular component: intracellular membrane-bounded organelle. The transcript has 12 exons.